UGGGUUUCGAGAUAUAUAUUUGCUUUCGUCAUUCUAAUCCCCGUUUUAUGUGUUUCUCUGCGUGUUCAGACCCAUUUAUUAUUUCUUCUAAAUUUAAAUAUUCAGUCAUGAGAUGUACAAAUUGAUUGCUCUUACUCCAUUAAUAAUUUUAUGUAUCUUUUGGGGUUUGGAAUUGGGGUUUAUUGAUGUUCAUGGUGAACCUUUUGCCCCUGACUGUUGGAUGGUGUGCACAUAUUAAAAUGAGUUUCGCGGAGGGACAGGGCGCUGAAGCAGGGGUGGGCGGGAGGCAUAUUUGCACUCCUCUCACAAUAACAUACGCUCUCUCCUCAUACAAGUCCUACCAGCUCCAUUUGAGAGAGAGAGAGAAAAUGGUUGCCUCGCUCGAAGCUGGUGCUGUAGUUAUGCAGGCAGCCAAAGUGUGGUGGUGGAGUGGAAAUGAGUUGCAACUGACGUCUAGAGAGGGAAAAUGGCACCAUGGCCAAAGCCCAAACCCUAGUUUCUGCAACUCUUUUUCCUCAUCUAUUUUCUUCCAUUUCGGACCAUACAACUCUUCUUCCUCAGCCAUUUUCUUCGAUUUCUGCAACUCUUCUACCUCAUCCAUUUUCUUCCAUUUCUGCAACUGAGGUCAGGCUUAGAAUCAAACGAAAAGGAACUUUAUGAUGAGGACAGGUCUUAUGUUGAACAAUAAGCCGCAUUCUGCUGCGCACAUAGUGAGGUUGAAUGAUUGUAAACUACCAUCAAUAGAACCUAUGCUCAAAAGAUUUAGACACAGAGGUGUCUCAAGAUAUACUCCUAUACUUUGCUACAAGGCCAGUAUAAGGUGUUCAAGGACAUCUGGGUUUACCAACUGCCAGAGAAUCCAAUGUUAUAAUGCCCCAGCAGCCGAGUUCUUUCAUGAUGAUAAAGCUCCUCAAGAUCAUGUUUUGCCCUCCAACUCAAGAGAAGAUGCAACAAAGUAUUUUGAUUUUGUUGUAAUUGGUAGUGGAAUUGCAGGACUUCGAUAUGCUCUUGAGGUUUCAAAACAUGGCUCUGUUGCAGUGAUAACUAAGGCUGAGCCUCAUGAGAGUAACACAAACUAUGCACAAGGUGGCGUUAGUGCUGUUUUGUGCCCUUUGGAUUCUGUAGAGAGCCACAUGAGAGAUACAAUUGUUGCCGGGGCUUAUUUAUGCGAUGAAGAGACUGUAAGGGUGGUGUGCACAGAAGGGCCAGAUAGGGUUAAAGAAUUAAUUGCUAUCGGGGCAUCAUUUGAUUAUGGUGAAGAUGGGAACCUACAUCUAGCAAGGGAAGGUGGCCAUUCACACCGUCGAAUUGUACAUGCUGCUGAUAUGACUGGAAGAGAGAUUGAAAGAGCUCUGCUCAAAGCUGUUGAUAAUGAUCUUGGCAUUACUUUGUUUGAGCACCAUUUUGCUAUUGAUUUGCUGACUUCUCAGGAUGGUUUGGAAAUACGUUGUCAUGGGGUGGAUACGUUGAAUACCGAAACCAAUCAGGUGAUUCGGUUUUUAUCAAAAGUCACUCUACUUGCCUCAGGAGGUGCAGGCCAUAUUUACCCCACCACUACAAAUCCACUGGUUGCUACUGGAGAUGGCAUUGCAAUGGCUCACCGAGCGCACGCUGUCAUUUCCAAUAUGGAGUUCGUGCAGUUCCACCCCACUGCCCUAGCCGAGGAGGGGCUCCCCAUCAAGCCCGUAGACCGCGAGAAUGCCUUCCUGAUCACUGAGGCCGUGCGCGGGGAUGGUGGCAUCCUCUACAACCAAUCUAUGGAGCGGUUCAUGCCUAUGUAUGAUGACCGCGCCGAGCUUGCCCCUCGUGAUAUCGUCGCUCGGAGCAUCGAUGACCAGCUCAAAAAGCGUGGGGAGAAAUUUGUUUUCCUUGACAUCAGUCACAGACCCAAAUACAAGAUCCUCUCCCACUUCCCGAAUGUGACGGCCCAGUGCCUACGUUACGGGAUCGACAUAACCAAACAGCCCAUCCCUGUGGUCCCUGCUGCACAUUACAUGUGUGGUGGGGUCCGCGCCGGGCUUCAUGGCGAGACCUCUAUCAAGGGGCUUUAUGCUGCAGGUGAGGUUGCUUGUACUGGGCUCCAUGGAGCAAAUAGACUCGCGAGCAAUUCAUUACUUGAGGCUUUGGUUUUCUCACAACGAGCUAUUGGACCGUCUGUCGCCGCCUGUAAGGCUGCAGGCUCUGACUUGAGCAUAGGACGAGGACCAGACAUGUGGGCCUGGCCAAUAGUACCGCGACCACUGUCACAAGGGGCUCUAAGUCAGAUAAUGCAGAAGACGAGAAGCUUGAGGAGACAGUUGCAGGAGGUUAUGUGGGACUAUGUCGGGAUUGUAAGGUCGACAGAGAGACUUGAGAAGGCGAAAAGACGGCUUAGAGAGGUGGAGGGGGAGUGGGAGGGAUACUUGUUUAGGUGGGGCUGGGGACCUAGGAUGGUGGGUGUGGAGGCCUGUGAGAUGAGGAAUUUGGUUUGUUGUGCGAAGUUGGUGGUGAGGAGUGCAUUGGCAAGGCACGAGAGUCGGGGGCUUCAUUUUACAGUGGAUUUCCCACAUGUGGAGGAGAGCAUGAGGCUCCCGACAUUAAUAUUCCCCAGCUCCACAGUGGAUGUCACUUGGAGCACUCAACAGCUUCACAAGCACCCAUCUUGGUCGUUAGAUUAGAAGUUCAUUUGUAGUUUUCUUUUUUUUUUUGUAGUUUUGGGUCACGAUUCUUUUCUUUUGCCUUGAUUUGAUCCAAAAGUGCUGGGUUUGAAUCCACAACCACUAGAAUUGAAGGGAAAAGAAUCUUUCUUUUGCCUUUAUGUGAUCCAAAAGUGCUGGGUUUGAAUCUACAACCACUAGAAUUGAAGGGAAAAGCAUGGGUUGUGAUAUGAGCCCUGGGGUGAAGUGUCAUUCCAUCAUAGUUGAAUGAACUCAUUGCAUGAUUUAAUAUUCUCUGUUCUCUUUUGUCGACUUUUGUAUACUUGAUGAGAUUAGAGCCUUUCAAUAAAGAGAGGGCCAGUUCAGCUUA
Amborella trichopoda is the source of this 3006-nucleotide messenger RNA. It is a transcript of the gene AO, whose product is annotated as L-aspartate oxidase. Gene Ontology annotation, molecular function: L-aspartate oxidase activity. Gene Ontology annotation, biological process: NAD+ biosynthetic process. The record is from RefSeq and is a predicted model, not a curated record. NCBI's taxonomy places the organism in Eukaryota, Viridiplantae, Streptophyta, Magnoliopsida, Amborellales, Amborellaceae.